GAAUUCGCUGAACAACUCGAGAAGCUUGUCAAGGAAAUGCAGUUUGACAACCGGCGGUUACAAAGGGCAACUGUAAGCGUAGAGGAUCGGCCAAAUAGAAUUUGCUACGAUACACCGUGCGGAUGGAAUACCUACGACUCUGAGACACGACAGACCACAGUUUUCAUGCCGAAUACCUGUAGCUGUCCUGAUGAAACGUACAAGUGUGUGCGUACAGGCGAAAAGGUGUCUAUGAAUGCGUACGUAUAUCACUGCCGACAAAAUACAACAGCGGAUGACAUCGAGGGGGAAAUGUUUGAAGAUAUGGAAUAUCUCAUUUAA
Messenger RNA from Heterotrigona itama, 321 nucleotides. Lineage: Eukaryota; Metazoa; Arthropoda; Insecta; Hymenoptera; Apidae. The record is from the annotation of a GenBank genome assembly.